Drosophila hydei is the source of this 1213-nucleotide messenger RNA. RefSeq names its product serine/threonine-protein phosphatase 6 catalytic subunit-like. The record is from RefSeq and is a predicted model, not a curated record. Gene Ontology annotation, cellular component: cytoplasm. Gene Ontology annotation, molecular function: protein serine/threonine phosphatase activity. Lineage: Eukaryota; Metazoa; Arthropoda; Insecta; Diptera; Drosophilidae. Gene Ontology annotation, biological process: peptidyl-serine dephosphorylation; G1/S transition of mitotic cell cycle. Bases 113 to 1024 code for a protein of 303 amino acids. The transcript has 2 exons.
GUUGCAAAGUAUUUAAUAAAAUUCAUUCACACAAUUUUUAGAUAUUUUUAUUCUCCAAUUGAAAGCUUUUAAUCAACAUUUUUUAAGCGGGACUUUGUGAAAGACCCUUAUAAUGGGUGAUGUUGACAGAUGGAUAGAGGUAGUGCAGGACUGUCGAUAUUUGCCGGAGAAUGAAUUGCGUAAGCUGUGCGAGAUAAUAUGCGACAUACUACUCGAGGAGGCCAACGUGCAACCGGUCAGCACGCCGGUGACUGUCUGUGGGGAUAUACACGGUCAGUUCUACGAUUUGCAGAAGCUUUUCAGCACAGGCGGCGAGGUGCCUGAUACGAAUUAUAUAUUCAUGGGCGACUUUGUGGAUCGGGGCUACUAUAGUCUGGAGACGUUCACCAGGCUGCUGACGCUCAAAGCACGCUAUCCCAGCCAAAUAACUCUGCUGCGUGGCAAUCACGAGACGAGGCAGAUUACCAAAGUCUAUGGCUUCUUUGACGAGUGCUUCAGCAAGUACGGCAAUGUGAAUGGCUGGAAGUACUGCUGCAAUGUCUUUGAUUUGCUUACAAUUGCAGCGAUUAUCGAUGAGGAAGUGCUGUGCGUACACGGCGGACUCAGUCCGGAGAUUGUGACCUUGGACCAGAUGCGCACAAUCGAUCGCAACGGGGAAAUACCUUAUAAGGGUGCCUUUUGCGAUCUGGUGUGGUCCGAUCCAGAGGACAUUGAGGCUUGGGAUCAGAGCCCACGCGGUGCCGGCUGGCUGUUUGGCCACAAAGUGACCAACGACUUCAUGGCCAUCAACAAUCUUAGUCUGAUCUGUCGUGCCCAUCAGCUGGUCGAUGAUGGCCUCAAGUACAUGUUUGAGGAGAAGUUGGUUACUGUUUGGUCUGCACCCAACUAUUGCUAUCGUUGCGGCAAUGUGGCUGCCAUGCUUAGCUUUAUGACGGCUAGGGAACGCUUUGCACAUAUCUUUCUAGCCGUGCCAGAUGCUGAACGUGUAAUUCCCAAACGCAAUGCCACGCCCUACUUUCUGUAACCUACAGCCUAUGAAGCGAAGCAGCACACAAUAGAAACAGAACCUACACUCUCACUCGCCUACACAGCCAGUUCACAAAUAAACGAAGUGAAAGCAAAAUAUUUAUUGAGUUUGCGGCAUUUACUCGCUUAGGAUAUUUUCUUCCUAUUUUUGUUCGUCAAUCAACCAAAAGAAAUAAAAAAUAAUAAU